GAAUUUGCUAUUUUAAGCUUACCAAAUUUCCCUAAAACACCUUCAACCCAAUCUCCGCCUCCGGUCACACAUCUAAUUUAAUCCACCUAGGGUUUCGAGCCGCCGGAAAAACCCGAUUUUUCCGACGAAUCUAUUGAAUUGAUUUAGGGUUUGUUUGGAUGAGAAUAAAAGAUGCCGCCUAAGCAAUCUAAAGCCGAUGUAGCAAAGAAGCAAAAGGUUGUCGAAGACAAAACAUUCGGUCUCAAAAAUAAGAACAAGUCUAAGAAUGUCCAGAAAUAUGUUCAGUCACUACAGCAAAAUGUUCAGCCUAAACCUGAUCCUAAGAAACUUGAUGCCAAGAAAAAGAAGGAAGAAGAGAAAGCCAGAGAGAGAGAGCUUAACGAAUUGUUCAAAGUCGCUAUUAACCAGCCUAAAGUGCCUCUUGGUGUCGAUCCAAAAUCCAUCUUAUGUGAGUUCUUUAAGGCGGGGCAAUGUGCUAAGGGUUUUAAGUGCAAGUUCUCUCACGAUCUGAAUGUUCAGCGAAAAGGAGAGAAGAUCGAUAUUUUCAGCGAUAAGCGUGAUGAAGAUGGAAAGGAAACAAUGGACGAUUGGGAUCAAGAGACAUUGGAGAAGGUUGUGGCAUCAAAAAGUCAGGAGUAUAACAAGAACAAACCAACUGACAUUGUAUGUAAAUACUUUUUGGACGCUGUGGAGAAGAAGCAGUACGGUUGGUUUUGGGCCUGUCCAAAUGGUAAAGAAUGCCAUUACAGGCAUGCACUUCCUCCUGGGUAUAUUCUAAAGUCACAAAUGAAAGCUUUGUUACAGGAGGAAUCUGACAAGAUGCCUAUUGAAGAAGAAAUUGAUGAACAGCGUGCAAAAUUGACUGCUUCAACUCCUUUGACCACUGAGUUAUUUAUGGAAUGGAAAAAAAGGAAGAUGGAUGAAAAAGAGGCCAAUUUGGCCAAGCAGAGGGCAGAUAGAGCUAAGAAUGAUCGCAUGAGUGGUCGUGAGCUGUUCAUGUCGGACGCUAGCUGGUUUGUGGAUGAUAUCGGGGCCUAUGACAUGUAUGAAAGGGAAGAAGAGUCUGGUGAACCCCCGAAGGAGAAUAAGGAUUCUGCUAAAAAUGAGGCAAGCUCCUCGACGUCGGCCCAGAAUAUUCACGAUGGUGGUAAGGCUCCUCAUAAUGACGAAGUGGAUGACAAUUUUGAUGACGAUGACGAUGACUUUGAUGUGGAUGAGUUAAAUGAACUGGAAGCAAGCCUUUCAAAAACGUCGUUACAAAUCAAUGAACCUGGUAGUCGCGCUUGACCUAGGUCCCAAAGUAAUAUACCUCUCGGUGCAUGCUCUUUCAUGUCUACGUGAUACAGAAUCAUGUUGGCAUGUAAAUGGAAUGAGAUGAUAUGUAACCUAUCCGUGUCCUUAAUAAUUGAUCUUCUAUGUUAUUAGGCUUUACCCUCAGUUCGAUGAGUUGUGACUUGUUGCUUCCGGAAUUUUGUGAUGAAUUGAACUUCUCUGGUUGUUUUACUGCCACAAAGAGAGCUAUCAUUUGUACUUUACUUUUACUACAACUACUAUUAUUUCGCUUGGAA
Molecule: messenger RNA, 1568 nt
Organism: Lycium barbarum (goji berry)
Lineage: Eukaryota; Viridiplantae; Streptophyta; Magnoliopsida; Solanales; Solanaceae
Product: zinc finger CCCH domain-containing protein 11-like
Exons: 8
Coding region: 172-1287 (371 amino acids)
Biological process (GO): cytoplasmic translation
Cellular component (GO): cytosol
Molecular function (GO): mRNA binding; metal ion binding
Source: RefSeq, a predicted model, not a curated record